Molecule: messenger RNA, 483 nt
Organism: Ailuropoda melanoleuca (giant panda)
Lineage: Eukaryota; Metazoa; Chordata; Mammalia; Carnivora; Ursidae
Gene: TNP2
Product: transition protein 2
Exons: 2
Coding region: 48-443 (131 amino acids)
Biological process (GO): spermatogenesis; acrosome reaction; penetration of zona pellucida
Cellular component (GO): nucleus; nucleosome
Molecular function (GO): DNA binding; zinc ion binding
Source: RefSeq, a predicted model, not a curated record
GGAAGAGGGGGAGGAGGUGGCCUCUGCUCCUCCAAGCGUGGCCUCCCAUGGACACCAAGACACAGAGCCUUCCCAACACCCACACCCAGCCCCACAGCAACCCUCGGCCCCAAAGCCACACCUGUAGCCCGUGCACCUGCAGCUCCCACUGCCAAACUUGCAGCCAGAGCUGUGCCCGGAGCCAGAGCUGCAGCCGGAGCCGGAGCUCCAGCCAGAGCCUGACUGGCCACCAGAGCCAGAGUCCGCACCCCAGCCCGCCACCGAGGCACCGAAAGCACAGCAUGCACUCCCACCACUGUCCCCUGCGGCCCACCGCCCAUUCCUGCAGGUACCCCAAGAACAGAAAGAGUUUGGAAGGAAAGGUGAACAAGAGGAAGGUGGCCAAGAGGAGCCAACGGGCAUAUAAAACAAAGAGGCGGAGCUCAGGGUGGAAAUACAACUGAGACGGCACCCCACGGCUUGUUCCUGUGUUGGUUUCACCCA